Molecule: messenger RNA, 4159 nt
Organism: Thalassophryne amazonica
Lineage: Eukaryota; Metazoa; Chordata; Actinopteri; Batrachoidiformes; Batrachoididae
Gene: mtmr14
Product: myotubularin related protein 14
Exons: 19
Coding region: 614-2578 (654 amino acids)
Biological process (GO): dephosphorylation
Molecular function (GO): phosphatidylinositol-3-phosphate phosphatase activity
Source: RefSeq, a predicted model, not a curated record
UGCUGUUUCUUAGGUGUUCGUACAGUGACACGUAUAGUUAGAGUGCUGAUCCGGAUUUAUUGUUUAAAUCACGGGUCUGGUUACUGUGUAAUUUUAAUCAGUUUGCAGUCGUAGUCACACUUACCGUGGAGACCUGGAGACGUGACAUGAGGAAACGUGAGCAGGCCGGGAAGGAUCCCGGGACUUUCCUGACUGCAGCUGGCCGGAGCUCUGCGGGCUGCUGACGGACUCACGGCGCUCCGUCGUUUGGAACAAACGCACAAAACAAAACGGCGGUAAUGCGGAGAAGGACGGCCGAAGUGUGAAAUCGUUUCCAGUGUUUUCAUUUCGCGAAAACCAAAGGUUUGGUUGUAUAGCAGCUAGCCUGCUAGCCGCGGUGUGACUGGCUGGUCCUACCGGCUGGUUCACGGCUUGUGUCGGGAGAGUGGAGCAUCUCGCCGGUGCCCUGAAUUCAAGAAGGCUCCCCGGCUCCGGCCCCCUCAAGCGGGCAGUCAGGAAGAAAUUGGUCGGGAAGGGAUGGCCUGGUCGCUCUUCCCGUUCCAAAGGACAAAGCGCUGCGGUGUUUGAAGGAAGUCGGGUCUGGAUAGAACCCACCGCCCCGGCUCCUGGCGGGAUGAUGGCCGCGGCGCACUCCGCCACCGGCGGCUUCUCGGCCUCCGGACUGCCGCUCAGAAAGAGUGAGGAGAUAGCGGAUUUGAUAGAUCUGUUUUCCAAGACGCAGUACAGAGCAAAAGAAGUUACUCCUCGGGUGGAGGCAAUUGAGAAUCGAUGUCUGGAGUUGUUUGCCAGAGAUUACAAGUACAGUGUCAUCCAAAACUCCAAUGGAGAAGUAUGUGGACAUUACCCCCGACAGAUCGUUUACCUGGAGUAUGAAUGUAGAGAUUUUGAAAGAGACAGGUUUGAGAGCACCGUGCAGAUCAGUAAGCUGCAGGAUCUGGUGAACCGGAGUAAGCUGGCUCGUUGCCGAGGGAGGUUCGUCUGUCCUGUCAUCCUCUACAAAGGCAAGCAUAUUUGCAGGUCGUCCACUCUGGCUGGCUGGGGGGAGCUCUAUGGACGCACAGGGUACAACUACAUCUUCUCUGGGGGCAGUGAUGACACAUGGACGGAGACGGAGGAGGUUCCAGAGGAUGAAAAUGCUGUCAGGAACGGGGACUCUCAGCUCUUUGACAAGGUUCGAGGCCAUGACAUUAAGUUGCUACGUUACCUCUCGGUUCGGUACAUCUGUGACCUGAUGGUGGAGAACAAGAAGGUCAAGUUUGGCUUGAAUGUGACGUCUUCUGAGAAGGUGGACAAAGCCCAACGCUAUGCAGACUUCACCUUGCUCUCUGUGCCUUAUCCAGGAUGCGAGUUUUUUAAGGAUUACAAAGACAGAGACUACACAGCUGAGGGACUGGUCUUCAACUGGAAACAGGACUAUGUGGAUGCUCCUUUGACAAUCCCUGUUUGUUUUACCCAGAACUUGAACAUUGACUGGAGUCAGUACCAGUCAUGGGACCUGGUGGAGCAGACCCAGAACUACCUGAAGCUGCUGCUGCACAUCAUCAACAGUGAUGAUGAGAGCGGCCUCCUUGUGCACUGCAUAUCCGGUUGGGAUCGAACUCCCUUGUUUGUGUCCUUACUCAGACUCUCACUGUGGGCAGAUGGAGCUGCACACGGGAGCCUGGAGCCAGCUGAGAUCCUGUAUCUGACCAUCACUUAUGACUGGUUCCUCUUCGGUCACAUGCUGCCAGAUAGACUCUCCAAAGGGGAGGAGAUUUUCUUUUUUUGCUUCAAUUUUUUGAAGCACAUUGUAUCAGAUAAAUUCUCUGCUGUCAGGAAACAGAGAAGGAAAAACUCCCACAUUAAAGAUGGUGAUUUCACUGUGGAAGACCUCUGCCAGUUAAAAUCAAAGGAUCGCGGCAGUGUGACCAGUCUGAGCAGUGAUUUCUCCCUUAUCACAGAGGAGGUGUGCAGCGCCUCCAGCCUCGCCAGCGACACCACGGACCCUCUCUCCAUCCAGCCCCAGGCCUCCAGCUGGAAAAAAGGGCGCACCUCCUCUCCACAGAUGGUGGCUUGGAUUAAGCCAAGCAAUGUGGAUGAGCAUGUCUUCCACCCACUGACUGAGGGCAAGUCUUCCAGCUCCUCCUCUUCCAACCAAUCAGACCAGGGUGUCACACGCAUUGGCAGCAGCCCAUUGGCUGUCCCUGCCAGAAGAUUAGCCGCAGACUGCAGUCGUUCAGGUUCCUCCCUCUCUACAGACUACGGCAGUUGGCAGAUUGUUUCUGGUUGUGGCAGCAUCCAUGAUCAUACACACUUCCCUCCAUCCAUCCUGCCAGCCUCUUCCGCGUCGUCUGCUGCCGCUGCCCACGACUUGCCACUACCCUUCAGCUUUCAAGACGAAGGACCCAACGGGCGACUGUGUCCCUCCCCGUCAGAGCGUCAGGUCCGUCUGGAGGCAGUGCGGGAAGUCUUCCUGGCUGCUUACAGCUCCACUGUAGGCCUCAAGUCCUCAGCGCCCAGUCCCUCUGGGGCCAUCUCUGGCUUAUUGGAACAGUUUGCUCGUGGGGUUGGCCUGCGGAGCGCCAACGCCAUUGUGUGAACCCGUCUCAGUGUAAGCUGGACCUCUUCCAUCCACCCACAGUCCCCCAGGGGUGUCUUGAGGAGGCAGAACCGUCCGCUCAGCCUUCAGCUCCAACAGAGAAGAUUCAGCAUGUCUGGACUCAGUACAAUAAAGUGCCAAAAAUCUUAGUUCACACCAGGAGUGAAGCAUUAAUUUAAACUUAUUUCUCUUUGGUUUUCUAACCAGCUUUUAAUUAUUUUGCCUCUUGCUUCACCUGCACCAGGUUCAGAGAGAAACAGAUUCAAACUCUAAAAGGGAUCCUGUGUCAUUUUUUGGUUUGAUUAAAAGGAAACUGCUGAGAAUGUGCACUUUGUACCUGUUACAGGCAGAACAUGAACAGUUCUUCCUUUACAUUUUAAUUUACACCUCGUGGUUUUGCUACGUGUGAGUGAUGUGGGUCUCAUUCUGCUGAUUUCUUGUUCUUAUUAGUCCAAGCAGAAGAUUAAUUCUGUAGUUCAAGGGGGUGAAAUCAACACUGAAAGACGACUGAUCUUCAGUUAGGCCCGGUACAAGUACACUUUAGUGUUACUCAAAUCAUAUUUGAUCUUCAUCUCUAUCAAUUAUUUUUCAUCAUGAGAAACCGUCUUCCAUCCCCUGAAAGGCCUCAUGCGGCUCAGCUUCGGUUAUUUCCUAUCAGAAGCUCUGACGUCAGUAAGUCCACAUCUUCUCUUCACCAGAGCAGCAGCUGUUCUGUGAUCACACUCAGCUGUUCUCCUUAAACCCCUUAAGGCGUCUGGGCCCAUGCUUCCUGCUAUUGCGGUGCUAUCUGCACUGCUAUGGUGACAUGUACAUUCUUUAAUGUUUUUUUCCUUUGUUCAGAUCAAAUCCAUGUGAACAUUUAUGUCUGAGUUACCCUCAGAUUGAUCUGUAAGUUAUUUUGUGUUGAAUUUUGCAAGCGGUAUUGACAGCUGUUGUACCUCAGGACCUUUUGUUGUGCCUUUUCUCCUUCUUCAAAAACGGUGUGGCAGACCUUUCUGGUUAUCUGAUGAAAGAUCUGCAGAACUUCAGUGUUAGCUUUGCGAUCAGGAUGACCACCAAGCCACCGUCCACCUCACGUACUGUCUCAUCUUACAUCCUUAAGAUUAUGCUGCUGAGUUUGGAGAUUCAUGUAAGAAAUUUUCAAUGAAAUUCACGCGAUUGGCAAAGGUAGCCGAAGACUGUCACAGAUAUCAGUUUUCCAACUGUUAAGUCAUGGUAAACGUGGCUGUUGAUGUCCACAACUUGGUGUUUGCAGAUAGCAGCAGUCUCCUGUAGGAAUAGAACAUUUCUUAGUCCCAGUCUGCUGUGUUAAGGGUCCUAUUAUUAACUUUAGUGAGGUGAAAAUAUGAUGAAAAGCAAAACAGUGCUGCUGUUAUUAACUAAUUAAUUUAGAUUUCCAAUUCCCUGAGAAACAUGAGGUCCAUUGCUAGUUUCUAACCAACAGUUUAAUUUUCAUGCUAGUGAGAAGAUAACGUCAAAUGCAGGUUUUUUUUCUUCUACUCAGAUACUCCACAGAAGCGGGUUCAUGACGCAUGCACUCUACUCAUACACACAAGGAUGACCAUCAAAUAGUACAAUGAA